AUGAAUGUAGCUUUACAAAACACAAUAUUUAACUAUAAGGUAAGGUUAACAUGGCCUGGAGCAAAAUUUAUGUACACAGAUGGAGCCAAAAUAGGGAAUUUAGCAGGAUGUGCAGCUUUUGAACCAACAAGCAAUACAGUCAAAUACAUCAAGUUGCCAGAAUUGACUUCUAUCUUUACUGCUGAACUUAUAGGCAUCAAAAACGCAAUAAAAAUUAUUGAAGAUAAUCAUAUAGAAAACUGUGUCAUUCUAACCGACUCUCGGAGUGCAAUAGAGGCGCUAGGAAAAAUAGACAGUAAGACAAAUAACAUUAUUUUGGAAAUACUAGAGACUAUAGAAAAGUUAGAAAACAGGAAAUAUAAAAUAAACAUUGUGUGGAUGAAGGCACAUGCAGGUAUUAAGAACAACGAAGCUGUAGACAAAUUUGCAAAACAGGCUUGUCAAUUCGUGGAGGAAGGACAUAAAAUCCCAGCUUCGGACCUAAGACAGAAGCUGAAGCAAAUCGCACUACAUCAAUGGCAACUCAAUUAUACAAAGUUUCUAGAGAAAAAAGGACAGUAG
Ctenocephalides felis (cat flea) is the source of this 561-nucleotide messenger RNA. RefSeq lists its product as uncharacterized. The coding region runs from base 1 to 561 and encodes 186 amino acids. Gene Ontology annotation, molecular function: RNA-DNA hybrid ribonuclease activity; nucleic acid binding. The transcript has a single exon. The record is from RefSeq and is a predicted model, not a curated record. Lineage: Eukaryota; Metazoa; Arthropoda; Insecta; Siphonaptera; Pulicidae.